Fusarium fujikuroi IMI 58289 is the source of this 2415-nucleotide messenger RNA. Its product is annotated as related to para-aminobenzoic acid synthetase. Gene Ontology annotation, biological process: L-tryptophan biosynthetic process. The record is from RefSeq and is a predicted model, not a curated record. The transcript is spliced from 6 exons. NCBI's taxonomy places the organism in Eukaryota, Fungi, Ascomycota, Sordariomycetes, Hypocreales, Nectriaceae. Bases 1 to 2415 code for a protein of 804 amino acids.
AUGGGCACGAUCAAGGUUCUCAUUAUUGAUCAUUAUGAUUCCUACACCAACAACAUUCUACAACUUCUCCAAGGUAUUCAGAAGGGUCACGAUGGACAGUCCUAUCCAGAGUGGAGUGUAUCUAUUGUUCGAUUCGAUCAGUUCUCAUGGGAUCACUUCAAAUCGGAAAUCCUCCCUCACCUGGAUGCCAUCAUCCUAUCACCGGGUCCCGGCACACCACAGCGCGAAGCAGACUUUGGCUUCAACGCUCGGCUUAUAAGAGAAGUCAACAUACCCAUUUUGGGAAUCUGCCUUGGACAUCAGGGCAUUGGCACAUCAUUUGGCGCCAAUAUUAUUCAUGCACCAAACAUCAAACAUGGCCAGAUCUGCCAGAUCCACCACCGAGGCACGGGCAUCCUCAGUGGUUUGCCGCAGAAGUUCGAUGGGGUAAGGUAUAACAGUCUUGUAUUGGACAUUGAAGAUGUCCCACCAGAACUUCAAGUCACAGCAUGGACAUAUGACCCAGAAAACCCCUCCAAGAAGGUUUUGAUGGGACUUCAACACCGGGAACGCCCUGUCUUUGGCACCCAAUGGCAUCCAGAAAGCGUUUGCUCUGCUCACGGGAAGCAGAUCCUCUCAAACUUCCGAGAUAUCGUCUUGGACUUUUGGGUGACUAGCAACCCGAGAAAUCAGUGGACCAAGCGCAGAGUUCUUGAGAACGCGUCGCUGCCCGAGUACAUUCUUCAGCAGAAUGCCGUUGAGCAAACCGACUUACGCAAGGCACAGGUUGCGGAAGCUGACCCAGCACGACUGGUCUCACCUUACUACGUCAAGUCUGCUAGAAUUGGCAAAGGCCCAUCUGCAGAGAUUGUGUUUCAAACGCUGUUUCGGGGUAGAUCCCUAGACGGCGAGGCGUGGCUUGAUAGCGCCAAAGUCAGAGACUCACACUCUCGCAACUCAUACUUAUCAUGGGCUUCGUUUACACUGAGCUAUUCGACCAAGUCGAGACAUGUGUCCUUCUACCAACAUGGCAAGAACAUCAAAUCGGAGAGGCUGAAUGUUUCCUAUUGGUCGUGGCUAGAGAAGUUCCAACAGGAGACUAUCGUGGCAAACACCGAAACACUUCCUUCUGAAUCGUUGGAUCAAGAGACAGAUGUUGGUCAGCCUUUGCUUCAGGUUGGGCUUAUCGGCUACUUUGGCUAUGAGCUCAAGAGAGAAUCAUUACCCGGCUACCAGUUUACACCACCAGAUGAGAAAGAUGUCAGUUUGAAACACAGCGAUAGCGAGCAGCUCUUCGCAACCACUGUGCUCCGACUCGAUAAUUACACUGGAGAGUGGACGCUAUUCAGCUUGAUACGUCGAGGUGAAGAGGAUCCAAUCGGCAAUGCCAUUGGCGCCUCGAGCAAGAUAGGUAUCGACGAGGCCGAGUUUGACCUCUAUCUGACUCGUGUCCGCGAGGUUUUCGACGCGCCGCCUUCACCACCUUACGUGGAAGCACAUCCUUUGCCCAAUUUUGUCGCACUCGAUAAUGAGGCAUCCUAUUCCAACACGAUCUGGGCAGCCAAGGAGGCCAUCAAAGAAGGAGAGACGUACGAACUCACAUUGACGACAAAGUUCAGGGCGAAGAGCCCAGAAGUCGACCCUUACAGCCUAUACCUAGACCUUCGAAAACGAAACCCUGCGCCGUAUUCUGCGUACAUCCACUUUGCCGCUCAUGACAAAACCAUCCUUUCUUCAUCCCCAGAGCGAUUUAUCUCCAUCGAUAGCAAUGGAGUAGCAGAGAUGAAGCCAAUCAAAGGCACCCUUGCUGUUGACCCUGAUCCAGUCGAGGAUGAGAGGCGGAAGCAUCAACUUGCGACUGAUGUCAAAGAGCUAGCAGAGAAUCUCAUGAUCGUUGAUCUGAUUCGAUCCGACCUUCACAACAUCUCACCACCAACCUCUAUUUCUGUGCCAAAGCUAUUGCAUGUAGAAACAUAUCAAACUGUCCAUCAGCUUGUCACAACAAUACAGUCCCAUAUUGCUCCGUCGGUAGGAGGAACCAAGGUUAUCGAGCGCUGCUUUCCACCUGGCUCCAUGACCGGCGCUCCAAAGCUUCGCUCAGUUCAGAUCCUCGACUCCCUCGAAGGUCAACGUGAGCGAGGCAUAUACUCUGGAAGUAUCGGUUAUAUCUGCGCCAGCGGUACCGUAGACCAAUCCGUCGUGAUCCGCACGAUCGUCAAGUCUGGCAAUGACCUAGAACUCGGUGCAGGAGGAGCCAUCACUUGGCUGAGCGAAGCGGAUAAGGAAUGGGAUGAGGUCAUGGUUAAAGCGAAUGCUGUUGCCCGAGGCAAAGGCAAGGCGCAAGUACCUGAUGUCGCUAUCAGUCACUUGGGCACCUUCGUGGAGGAAGAGAGUCAUCUGAGACAGGAGCCACUCAGAGCUGCAAUCAGCGCGUGA